AUGGACCCUUUCUUGUAUAAAGAACUAAAACAUUGUGAUGCAAAGCGGUGUUGGCCAUUGGUGAAAAAUGUCAUUGGUGUUCAGUUAAUAGAUAGCAACGUCGUUAUGAUACCUUUCCUUCCGGAGGGAAAAUUUUACGAUUUGGGGCGUGUUAUAGUUAAAGAAGACAGGUCUCCAAUGCAGAAGUUAGCGCGGGUCCCACCGGGAUCUCUCUCUAUUGGAAAAUUGACCGAUUUUGUGAAAGAUGAGGUCAUCCAUGGAACGUUCAAUCGACUAAGCGAGAUCCAGAAAAUUGAAACCACCCACAAUCCCCGCUACGUGUUCGAAGAGUCUGAUAUGAAACACGGUGUUAAGAAAACAGUCAGAGUGGAGAUUCUUGGGUGUGAUCAUUAUGCUUUGUGGAGCCUGCCAGAAAAUAACAGUUUUGUUGUGGAUUUCGAUAACAGAGGAUUUCCCUACGUGAAGAAAUUUUACCUAAUAUACGAUGUGUUUUAUGCCCGGCAAAUCAACGUGUACGUCCGUAUUAAUGAUGAGGUUGAUGAGUUCUGUAUUAGAGAGCGCACUCCGAUCGGAUUUCGCAUGAAGCGUUUCAAGAUUCAAGCAAAUGGUCUAAUAGGCCCAGUGAAAGACAUCACCAGCAAAUCAUGGAUCGUUCAUUGGAUUAAGAACUCGAUGUUUAGGAAUCCUAUGGAUGCCCUCCCCAAUCUUCCUAACACUAGUCGAAAUCGAUGAUCCGUUUGCAAGGAAACAUGAAACAUCUUAAGAUAUAUAUAUACGAUGUAUACGGUGCGGUAUACACAAAUUAAUGUAAAUAAUUUUAUUUUAUUUCUUUGUUAAUAAAUGAAAGCAACUACAUAA
Molecule: messenger RNA, 858 nt
Organism: Ostrea edulis (European flat oyster)
Lineage: Eukaryota; Metazoa; Mollusca; Bivalvia; Ostreida; Ostreidae
Exons: 4
Coding region: 1-732 (243 amino acids)
Source: RefSeq, a predicted model, not a curated record